This is a messenger RNA of Ailuropoda melanoleuca (giant panda), 2623 nucleotides long. RefSeq names its product interleukin-36 receptor antagonist protein. The transcript has 4 exons. Gene Ontology annotation, biological process: inflammatory response to antigenic stimulus; cellular response to lipopolysaccharide. Lineage: Eukaryota; Metazoa; Chordata; Mammalia; Carnivora; Ursidae. The record is from RefSeq and is a predicted model, not a curated record. The coding region runs from base 169 to 636 and encodes 155 amino acids. Gene Ontology annotation, molecular function: cytokine activity; interleukin-1 receptor binding.
CUCCUGACCCCAGACCUAGAGUCCCCUGCUCUGUGGGGGAUGUUCACAUGCUGGGGUGGGGGUCAGAAGGCUGUUUGCUCCUCAGGCCACUGCCAGCCCAGCCUCUAUCUCCACCUAAGUUUUUGUGUUAUUUCAGAAUAGAAGAAGCUACACACUGUGAAGCUCAAGAUGGUCCUGAGUGGGGCGCUGUGUUUCCGAAUGAAGGAUGCGGCCUUGAAGGUGCUUUAUCUGCAAGAUAACCAGCUUCUAGCCGGAGGGCUGCAUGCAGGGAAGGUCAUCAAAGGCGAGGAGAUUAGUGUUGUUCCCAACCGGUCUCUGGAUGCCAAGCUGUCUCCAGUCAUCCUGGGCGUCCAGGGAGGGAGCCAGUGCCUGUCGUGUGGGACAGGGCAGGAACCAACUCUGAAACUAGAGCCAGUAAACAUCAUGGAACUCUACCUCAGUGCCAACGAAUCUAAGAGCUUCACCUUCUACCGGCGGGACACAGGGCUCACCUCCAGCUUCGAGUCUGCUGCCUACCCAGGCUGGUUCCUCUGCACCGUGCUGGAAGCAGAUCAGCCUCUCAGACUUACCCAGCUCUCAGAGGAUGGCAGCUGGGACAACCCCAUCACAGACUUCUACUUCCAGCAGUGUGACUAGGGCAAUGCACCCCCCAGAACCUACCUGGGCAGAGCCGGCUCAGGCAGGGACGGAGGUAGAGGAAGACGCUGAUGGCAACCAUCCCUCCAUCUGCUCUCAGGGCCCCACCUCUGGCUGGGCACUUGGCCAUUCUCUCUUUUGAUUCCCAGUUUGGGUUAAUCCUUCUGAGAUUUGGGGCUUAGUCCACAGUUUCUUUCCCUGUUGAGUAGUGCUACUGGUGUAGAACCUUGCAAAAACUACUCGAGAUAAACUAGAAGUCACAUAAAAAGGUUCCCAAGGAGUCAGGGUAGGGGGAGUGUUGGAAACCCUUCAUGCUUCAUGGAACUUACCCAGUACCCCUGAGCCCCACAAACCAGCCCAUCCCAGGUAGAGCCUAUUAGGGCCACUAGCUGCCCACAUGAGGUCCUGUCAUCUACCACUAUGCAGGAGAGGGAGGUCAUAGAGUUAGGGACCCAAGCCAGCCCCCUCCCUCUUCCCUGUAACUCAGCUGCCAUCAUAUUCUACAUUUUCCAUCUCAACCCUCAUGCUCUAGCCAUGGCAGGAGAGGGUGGGGGUGUCCAAGGAAUUGACUCCAGUUCAGAAGGCUGAAGAAUGGCCAGGCAGGUCAUAUGUUUUGAAACCAAGAUGCUGGUAUCUAUUCACAUGGAAGGAUAUUUGUGACAUUUUAAGAAGAGCAAAUUACUAACAUAUCUUGUAAUUUCAUUUUAAUUAAAAAAAUACCUAUCUAUAUAUUUCUGCAUAGAAAAAAUUCUGAAAUAGUUUACUUCAAUUUUAGCAAUGUCCAUUCAGCAACUACAGGUGAUUUUUCUUUUUAUUCUUUUAUUUAAACAUUUUCUAAUUGUUCUAUAAUGGCGAUGUACUCCUUGUGUAAUAAGUAAGUUAAUCUUGAGGAAAACAGAGCAGGCAAUAUUUCUAGUCAUCUUCAGCAUCCACUUCCCUGAGUAAAAUUCAAAUUGAAUUGAGCUCUGCUGCUGUGGUCAGCAGCAGCAGAAUCAGCACACAGACCUCAGCAAAGCCACGAAGAAAGAGAAUAUGAUGAGUUAGAGUGGUUGGAAUCUCCUGGAGAAGGAAUUUAUAGAAAGAACAAUCCUGGAUCUAGAGUGGUCACAGCCCCCUGAGGUUGCAAGGUGUGGGUUUCAGCUUCCAAAGAGUCCCCUGUUGGUUGAACAUGUCCUUCUGGAAAUUUUAGACUGUGGCCUUAUUUGGAGAUAGGUUCUUUGCAGAUGCAAUUAGUUAAGAGGUCAUGCUGUAUUCUGGUGGGCUCUACAGCCAACAUGAUUACGUGUGUAAGAAGAAGAGAGGACAAACAGAGACACCCAGGAGACCCAGGGAGAAGGCUAUGUGAAGAUGGAUGCAGAGAUUGCAUUUAUGUGGUGAUAAGGCAAGAAAUGCCAUGACUGAGGCAACCACCAGAAGCUAGGAAGAGGCAAGGAAGAAUUCUUCCCCAAAGCCUUCAGAGGGAGGACAGCCUUCUGGUCUCCUGAACUAUGAGAGCACAAAUUUUCAUUGUUUUAAACCACCAGCUUGAUGGUAAUUGGUUAUGGCAGCCCUAUGACGUCAACACAGCUGCUGCUGACCCCAUCUCACAUCGUGUGUGUGUCCCCUCCCACAUUAUACCUGUGUUGUCUCUGUGACCAACAGAACAUUGCAGAAGCAAUAUUAUGCUGCUUUUCAGAUUAGAUUAUAAAAGACUCUGCAGCUCCUCUUUCUCUGUUUCUUUGUUUACUUGUUCUGGGGGAAGCCAGCUGCUAUCUCAUAAGCAUCCCUGUAGAGAGACCCAUGUGUUGAAAAUGAAGCCUCUUGCCAACUGCCACAUGAGUGCAUUUGGAAGCAGCUCCUCCAGCCCCAGUCAGGCCUUCAGAUGAUGCAACUCUGGCUGACAGCUCGAUCGCCACCUCAAGAGAGACUCUGAAGUAGAACCACCCAGCUAAACUGGUCUAGAUUCCCAACCCUCAGAAACUGUGAGAAAAUAAAUGUUUGUUGCUUU